UCCUGGAUGCCCCUAGCUUCCCCUAGCUUCCGGUCCUGAAGUCAUUCGGUGGCAGCUAAAACCAUUUUAUCAGUUGCACUGUACCUGGAGUUUGGGUCAGAAGCAGCUUUUCAAGUUUUUCGAGACCAAGCAGAGAAGGACAGUGAGGACAGCAAGACUCACUUGAACCUAUGGUGUGAACCGUGACUCCCUCUUGCACAUCCCCCAUACAGAGUCGUCCGCUGAGCGUUUUGGGGGGCUCGGUAUCAACCCUUUGUCCCCCACAACAUCUGGAGGCGGCGCCUUGAGCCUUGUGCGCGUUUUAUGCAACUGAAACUUUGAGGGUCUGCGCUGCCCAAGACUGGAGUUAGGGGUUCGCUGAGGCCGCCCUAUUGGCUCUGGUCGCCCCGCUCAGCCUCGCUCCGUCCGCCCACUGUAUCCCAUGGCGGCGCCUGCGCUGGUGUGGGUGUCAUUUGAAGAUGUGGCUAUGACAUUCACUGGGGAGGAAUGGUGGCAUCUGGACCUGUUCCUGAGGACUCUGUACCAGGAAGUGAUGCUGGAGACCUGUAAGCUCCUGGUCUCACUGGGUUGUCCUGUUCCCAAAGCUGAGCUGAUGUGUCCUCUGGAGUAUGGACAGGGACUAUGGAUGGUGAAGAGAGGCCUCUUACAACACACCUGUACAGGUGAGAAAGCAAAACUUGACACAACACAGCCUACUGAUUCUCAGCUAGUCUUUUUGAAGAAAUCCUUUUACCAAGAACAACUGCUACAGAGAUCCUCAAGGAAUUCCAGGUUGGGGCAAGCCACACAUGAGGAAUGGCUACUAGAAAUGCAGGAAGGGAACUUGAAGCCAGGAACAGACCUCUCCAAGGAGACAUGUUCUGGAAAACUGAGCCAUAAACAUGAUCUGGAGACAGGUGAUAAUCUGUGUUCAGGAGUUUUACCGGAGCAAAUCAUUGCACAAGAUGCUAUUCAGGAACAUGACUCUGAAAAGCCAGGAAAAGGCUAUGUAAUUGAUGCAAUGAACAAACCCUAUAAAUGUAAAGAAUGUGGAAAAGGCUUUAGUAAGAAUCAGGCUCUUACUCAGCAUCAACACAUUCAUACUGGCAUGAAGCCCUAUGAAUGUAAUGAGUGUGGGAAGGCCUUCAGACGCAGGUGUCAGCUCACAGAGCACCAGCAUAUACAUACACAGUAGAGAAAAGUCAUUUUUGUGUAAAGAAUGUGGGAAAGCUUUGUGCUACAGCUCUUCAGUUUCUCCACACAUGAGAAUUCACACUG
This is a messenger RNA of Fukomys damarensis (Damara mole-rat), 1257 nucleotides long. RefSeq names its product zinc finger protein 599 (gene Znf599). Gene Ontology annotation, biological process: regulation of DNA-templated transcription. The coding region runs from base 422 to 1174 and encodes 250 amino acids. The record is from RefSeq and is a predicted model, not a curated record. NCBI's taxonomy places the organism in Eukaryota, Metazoa, Chordata, Mammalia, Rodentia, Bathyergidae. The transcript is spliced from 4 exons.